CAACAGUGAAACGGUAUUGUAAUAGCGUCAGACAGUGUAAACCCUUCAAACGGACAGGACCGCCGACAGCGUGCAAAACAAUAAUAUCGAACAAUAAUAUUAUUAUUAUUAUUAUAUAGCUUCUAUAGUGUUUUUGUUGUGCUCAAAAAUAAUAUCGUUAUUAAGCCGUAACCGCGCGCACGGUUUGUCGAUAAAGUGCCAGUUAACAUACUAAUAUAUUAUAAUAGUCGUUUGUCGUUUAAAAAUUCACAAUACCCCCCUCGAUAUUACUAAAGUCUCUCAUCCGUCGGCGGCUAUUCUCCGGGCGGAUUUCGCUGCGUUUAUCUCUUUUUUCCGCCGUUGAACAAAAAACAAUUUGGUUCGUCGUACAGAUGGACAAAGUCGACGGUGGUAACCGAAAGUCAAAGAAUUGCAAAAAGACCAUGCUGUUGAAACGGUUUUCACCGGUCGUGCUCAGCGCCGUCGACAGUUUUUUCGAAGAACUCCUGUGCGACGCCAUUUUCGACUUUCACAUGGAACUCAACCUCGAGACGUACGACCCCAAGGACGUGAUGCCGAACGACCCGAACGACGUGCCAGACGAGGCCCUGUGCCGCAUGACCGACGAGCUCAACAUCAACAAGAUCAACCAGGACAUCGACUGCCCCAAGUGUUGCACGCUAGUCAAGUGCCCUUGGUUGUCCAAGCACUUGGCCCACUGCAUGAACCCGCACAAGCACAACUACUCGCACAGCGCCAGGAACAGUUCAAGGAUAGCCCGUCAGCGCAUCCAGGACGGGUUCAAGACCGGCGUGGAAGAGUCCAAGAAUGGGCACGAGAGUGAGGACGAACCAUUGCCGUCCAAGAAGCGUAGCAACAAGAGCAAAAAGACUAAGUUCAAAGGGGUUAGAUCUGGUUUGACGUGAGACCACCGCCAAAUGGGACAAAUAAACAGACGGUGGUAUACGGUUGCAAUCUGUACAGCAUCAUCCAAAUUUCAUUUUGUUCUAUGAGAUACUUGGUUUAGCUAAAAAUGUUUAGAUUAAAAUCUUUAUUAUUUUAAAUUCUUAAAAAAAGUUAAAAAUAUUUCUUUAAAAGGUAAUUUAAAAAAAAAAAACAAAUGUUGACCUACAUAAUUGGUUUGGAUAAUUUAAUGAAAAUAAUGACUAGUUGAUAACCAGUUUCAAAAAAAUACUUCUCGUGUUAAGGUUUAAGUGAAAAAAGCAUUAGAUAGUAACAUUAAAUCCUAAUAACAGCUGAAAAAGUACUUAUUGAAAACUUAUUAUUGACAAGUCAUUUUUUCUUUACAUCAUUUUGCUUUGAAUAAGUAAAUAAAGUACCUAUGCAGGUUGCUUUUUGACUUUUAAAAUGUUAAUUUCUAAAAUUCCCUUUAGAAAACUAUUUUUGACUUUAACCUUAAGAACUAGUUUUGAAACAAUAGACAUUUUUAGCUAAAUAUUUUAUAGAAAAAAACUACCAUAUCAUGAAAUUUGGAUAAGUCUGUACACUACUAUUGAUUAGAUUCCCGACCUACCGAUAAAUGUUGCCUGUAAAGUAUUGAAACCGACCAAUGGUGGCACAACUUUUAGCGGGGCGACUCGUCUGUAAUAUUUUUUGUAAAUACGAAUGACAAAAUCAUUAUUAUGAUUGUAUACUUAAUGUUUAGAAACGUGUGAUUUAUGUAUGUGAUAUUUUUUUUUUCUUUAUAAAAUAUAAUAACAUUACAACGCUCA
This is a messenger RNA of Adelges cooleyi (spruce gall adelgid), 1712 nucleotides long. RefSeq lists its product as uncharacterized. The transcript has 2 exons. Lineage: Eukaryota; Metazoa; Arthropoda; Insecta; Hemiptera; Adelgidae. The coding region runs from base 372 to 905 and encodes 177 amino acids. The record is from RefSeq and is a predicted model, not a curated record.